AUGGGAAUUAUGCCUGAUCUCUAUUUCUGCAGAGAUCCUGAAAAGAUUGAAAACGAAGAGCAGGCUGCUGCAGAAAAGGCUGUGACCAAGGAGGAGCUUCAGAACAACAACAAAUGUUACUGGCACUGGCUGCAUGGCCUGUGGACUAUGGGGCAGUCCCUGUUCCAGGGCUGUGUGCUGCUGGUCAUCAACACACUGGGCUGUGGUGUGCUUAUGGUAGCCCGGGACAGUGUGUGACAGUCCUGGGAGGUCUACACCCAGCCUGACCAGAUGUUCCACAGGUGGCACUCAGUGAGCAUGCUUGCAGUGGGUGGCAGCGUGGAUCCUUUCCCACACUACUGGUACCUCUGGCUGGACUGCCUACUCCCUGUGUCUGGCCUCUGUGGCCUCCUAAAUGCCCUCAGGAAGGUCCUCAUGAUCGAUCAGCUGGUAGCCUCUCCCAUGCUGAGCAUAUGACACGUCUUGGGCCUUGGCUGCCUGGAAGGCCAGACGCUGGGAGAGAGCUGCCAGGAGCUGCAGGACAAGUUCUGGGAAUUCUACAAGGCUGACUGGUGCAUGUGGCCGGCUGCACGCUGGCGAACUUUCCUUUGUGCACCCCCCUCCUCCCAGUUCUGAGUCACCUACAUCAGUGGCCUGACAUUGGGCUGGGACACAUAUCUGUCCUACCUGAAGUACCAGUUCCUCUAA
Molecule: messenger RNA, 687 nt
Organism: Nomascus leucogenys (northern white-cheeked gibbon)
Lineage: Eukaryota; Metazoa; Chordata; Mammalia; Primates; Hylobatidae
Product: mpv17-like protein 2
Biological process (GO): mitochondrial ribosome assembly
Cellular component (GO): cytoplasm; membrane
Source: RefSeq, a predicted model, not a curated record